AUGGCGAGGCCCGUGAGUGGCUCCCUCUCGGGGAAGGUAGUUUUGCCGUGCCACUUCUCCACCAUACCCACUACCAUGCCCGCCAUCAACGCCAAUGGCACCACCCCCAGCACCGACUACCUGCGCAUCAAAUGGACCAAAAUUGAAGGGGAAAUGGAAUCCACAGUGCUGGUGGCCCAAAAUGGCAAGAUUAAAAUAGGCUCCACCUACAGGAACCGUGUGUCGGUGCCCAGCCACCCAGAGGAUGUGGGGGAUUCUUCUCUGACCAUGGUGAAGCUCCGAGCCAGCGAUGCCGGCACCUACCGCUGCGAAGUCAUGUACGGCAUCGAGGACACGCAGGACACGGUCAACCUCAAUGUCAACGGUGUUGUGUUUCACUACCGGGCAAGCACCAGCAGGUACACCAUGAACUAUGAGAGUGCUGUCCAGGCCUGCCAAACAAUAGGAGCCUCCAUUGCCACGCCUGACCAGCUGAAAUCAGCGUAUGAGGACGGCUUUGACCACUGUGAUGCAGGUUGGAUCGCAGAUCUGUCAGUUAGAUACCCAAUCACUAGACCGAGACCUGGCUGCUAUGGAAACCUGCAGGGGAAGCCUGGGGUGAGGACAUAUGGACCCCGAAAGGCCACAGAGACCUAUGAUGUGUACUGUUAUGUGGACAAGCUGAAUGGUGAGGUGUUCUACGCGCCUGUGACCCAUAAGAUGACGUUUGAGGAGGCAAAGGAGGAGUGUGAGAACAGGAACGCCAUCCUGGCGUCGCCGGGUCAGCUCCACUCCGCCUGGAGACAGGGUCUGGACAGGUGUGACUACGGCUGGCUGGCCGACGGCAGCGCUCGCCACCCCGUCGCGGUACCCAGAAUGCAGUGCGGCGGCGGUCUGCUGGGCGUCAGGACCAUGUAUCGCUACAGGAACCAGACUGGCUUCCCAGAACCCAUCACCCAGCUGGGAGCAUACUGCUUCAAAGGCAUCCACUCCUGCACCGAGAACAUUUGUCUGAACGGGGGCUCUUGCUACAGAAGCAGACGUUUCCAAUCUUGCAGCUGUGCCCCUGGCUACAGUGGGGAUCGUUGUGAAACAGACAUUGAUGAAUGUCAAUCCAACCCCUGUCGCAAUGGAGGUACCUGCAUUGACGGCCUGAAUUCCUUCACCUGUGUUUGUCUCCCAAGCUAUGCUGGAUUGUAUUGUGAUGAAGACACUCAAACGUGUGACUACGGCUGGCAUAAGUUCCAGGGACACUGCUACAAGUACAUCCCCCAGAGGAGGAACUGGGAUACAGCGGAGAAGGAGUGUCGGGUACAGGGGGCACACCUCACCAGCAUUCUCUCCCAUGAUGAGCAGCAGUUUGUCAACCGUCUUGGACAGGACUACCAAUGGAUCGGCCUGAACGAUAAGAUGUACGAUAAUGACUUCCGCUGGACCGACAGCAUGCCCAUGCAAUAUGAAAACUGGCGCCCCAACCAGCCGGACAGUUUCUUCUCAUCUGGAGAGGACUGUGUGGUGAUGAUCUGGCACGAGGACGGCCAGUGGAACGAUGUGCCCUGUAAUUAUCACCUCACCUUCACCUGCAAGAAAGGCACAGUGGCCUGUAAUCAGCCCCCUCUGGUACAGAAUGCUCAGACCUUCGGCAGGAAGAGGUCACGCUAUGAGAUCAAUGCUCUGGUGAGGUAUCAGUGUAAGGGCGGCUUUAUCCAGAGGCAUGUGCCAACCAUCCGUUGCCGUGGAGAUGGCCGAUGGGACAUCCCCAAAAUUGCUUGCAUGAGUCCAUCAAACUCCCAAAGGGCAUUCUCAAGGAGGCACCAGAGCUACAGCCUGUUCAGCAGUAAUAACUACAAGUGGCGGUCCGACGAGGCAGAGGCCCGACACCGUCCUCACCAUCGAGGAAGGAGAUUGAGGAGAUCGGUGAACAGGCGAAACAGAAGACAGGGAUCGCCGUGGUUAGGCUAGGUUACGCCUGCUCACAAUCUGCACAAUAGGACUGCAUGACUGUCACUCAUGUGGAGAUGUUUUUUUUUUUUACGAAUGAAAAAAGAAAAAUACAUUUGAACAAAAAAGGAACAAAAAAAACAAACCCAAAGGAAAUGUGAAAUUUUCUUACCAUUUUGAUGAUGGAAUCUUGGAAUGAAGUGCCUUUUCAAAGAAUAUUCUGAUAUAGGGACACUAAUUUAUAACAACGCCAAAGUGGAUACCUUCCACUGGCUACUGGAAAUUAAAGAAAAAUAACCUCUCAUGAGUGUGCUGGGGAAGAACUUCGAACCAAAUAGUGCAUUCAUUAGACAGUCCUCUAUUUUACACAGACUGAAGAUUGUUCAACUCUUACAUGGUGAAAAAGAUACAGGCAAAGAUCAGCUUUUGUGAAAUUAUUGUGCUUGUGUUAUACAAAAGAAUUCAAAACAUUUUCAAAUAGUCUGUGCUACGCAGCUCCUAACGCUCAAAUGAAUCCGCAGUAACCAAUACAUCUCCCAUUAAGGUCCUCUCCAUAAUCCGGAAAUACAAUUUCAAAGAAAGAGGAUCUAUCCUUGGGUUUAACAUCAAUAGAGCUCCUGUUGUUAAACAUGAUUACUGUAUGUAUUUUAUGCAGUUUUUCAUCCAAGAUUUCAUCUUUACCAGAGGAACGGAGCAGGCCCUGGGACUAUUGGAUGGCACACAUCACUGACCAAUCAGAUUUCAGAUCACUGAAAGAGAAAAGAAACAUGGGGGAUGCCGAGCCAAUCAAUUUAGAGUGCUUGUGAGGUCAGCUUUGAACAAAUAACCAGUUCCUUGUCACCAGCUGCAGCCUUCAUCUCGUCUCAUCCGUGUGUUGUAAAGAUAAAUAUAGAGUUGAAGUCGGAAGUUUAAAUAAACCAUAUCCAAAUACAUUUAAACUAUGUUUUUCACAAAUCCUGACAUUUCUUCCUUGUCUGUAAUACCAACAUGUUUUAAAAGAACAAUAAGGUAACCUGCCUAGAAGACUACUGACACACAGCACUCACGACUGUCACCAUGAAGUGCUUUGAAUGGCUGGUCAUGGCUCACAUCAACACCAUCAUCCCAGAAACCCUAGACCCACUCUAAUUUGCAUACCGCCCAAACAGAUCCACAUAUGAUGCAGUCUCUAUU
Messenger RNA from Oncorhynchus mykiss (rainbow trout), 3093 nucleotides. The record is from RefSeq and is a predicted model, not a curated record. Lineage: Eukaryota; Metazoa; Chordata; Actinopteri; Salmoniformes; Salmonidae.